AUGUGUGGGAGUAGUGGGCGUUCACGGGCGUCGCCGCGAGGUUCGAAGUGCAUUGUAGUUCCGGAGGCCACCGCAAAGACACCUGCGCGCUGGAGAGCUGCUCCUGAGGGCGCGCCGUGCCUUCGGGGCGGCGUGCGCGUGCAUCCAACAGGGGAAACAGCGCGGGCAGCAGUGGGGAGGCGCUCCGCUCGGACCCUGGGCGAAGGCCAAGCGCACGUGCGUGCUUACGUGCGUGCUUGCGUGCGUGCGUGCGCGCGUGCGUCGGUCUCGCGCCGCGCCGCCAGCCGGCACGGCGCCCCGCGAGUAGGCCUCGAUUUAACGCGGUGCGGCGUGCGCAGGCGGCCGUUCGACGACCACCGCCACACCAAGCGCCUCUUCACGCCCGAGAUCAAGCGCUUCCUCAAGGGCUGGCUGGUGCGGCGCCGCGACAACCCCUACCCGAACCGCGACGAGAAGAAGGGGCUGGCCGUGCAGACCGGCCUCACGUACAUACAGAUCUGCAACUGGUUCGCCAACUGGCGUCGCAAGCUGAAGAACGCCGGCAGCGAGGCUCGGCAGAGGACGUGGGGCAACCUCAUCAAGAGCUACAACACGCAGGCCCACGGCAACGUGGAGCAGUUCAGCAUUUGCUCGGACGACAGCAUUUGGGAAGAGGAAGAAGAUGAAGCACCUGACGCGGAUCAAAGUACAUCAAAAAGAGAAGAUAUGAGCAGUUGUCCAUCAACUGCAACAUUUACAGCAGAUGCAGCAACUAUGGACCAUAGUUACUCAGUACUCUAUCGAAAGGAUAAUCUGGUUCCAGCAGGCUCAACAACAAUCUCUGAUUUGCCUCAGUGCUCACAAAUCAGUUCUACUACAGAAGAACUAGUGGUAGAAACACCAUUUAUCAAGACUCCUUCAGCAUCCAGCAGCAAAUAUAAAAGCCACAUGAUGGAAAAAUAUUUGAGAGACAUUGGCACUGAUGAAGGUACAAGCACAGGCAGUGAUACUCAAGAAGAUGAAACCAGUAGGAAGGUGAAGAAGGCCAAAAAAGAAGACUGCCCACCUUUACUAUUGUCAAAGUGGUUAGAAAGUGCUGCGAAAUAUCAACCUGGACAAAGUUACAUUGCUUGGUCUGCAAAAAAUGUAACAUGGAAGUCCCCCUCAUCUACACAUGACAACAAACGAUCUCAUCACUGGAAUAUAUCAGUAGGUGUUGAAACACAAAGCACAGAAAAUUCCGAAAUGUGGCCCUCCAGUGGACAUCUUCGAGAGGAAUUGGAUGCUGCUGUUGCGCUCACACGCUUAUCAGGUCUGCAGCACUAAGUGGUCUGGGUCCCUCCUCCCUCAUCAAACCACUGCCAAAUGCACAAAGACAAUGAUAAUAUUCAUGUUUGGUUACCAUAUGUAUAAUUGAAAAAUAUCUUAAAUUAUGUGGAAGAGAAGCUAGCAUCAAGAUGUUUUCUGAAAGUUCGAUGUGAUAUGGGUAAGUUGGGAGAGUGUGGGUUGACUGCAAGAGUAGAGAGAUUUGGAAUCCUCUCAUUUUCCUAUGUUUUAUAUUGUUGACAUUACGAGUUUAUCUAUUGUACAAUUCUUUAAUUGCAUUAAGAUGUACAUAUAUGUACAAUACCUUCAAAAAUAUUUCUUUCGUUCAAUAAUGUUUUGUGGAUUGUAUUCACAAACUGAUGAGUAUUUCUAGUCAGUUAAGCAGAAGCUGUAAAAUAGGCAGUUUCAGAAUAUAACAGAAAUCAAGCUCUAACAGUCUGUUUGGAAUGUUUUAGAUAGUAACUAAUCACUAAUGAAAUAUUGAAAGACUGCAUUAACCACACAUGAAAACCUGUAAAUUUUUGGAGGAAAUGAAAUAAUGGUUUUUCCUCGUCUAGUACAAUUUCCUUCUGAAAGAUAAAUGCAGAAAUAAUGUUUGAUAAAAUGUUAAGAGAGAUAGUACUUUUAAGUUCUCAUUUGUUUAAAUGAUGUACAUAAUUUUUAUUGUUGCACAAUAAAACACAACAAAAUUAUGUAAUUUCC
This is a messenger RNA of Gryllus bimaculatus (two-spotted cricket), 2007 nucleotides long. The record is from the annotation of a GenBank genome assembly. Lineage: Eukaryota; Metazoa; Arthropoda; Insecta; Orthoptera; Gryllidae.